AUGUUGAUACAACCUUAUUUUAUCAUGUUUGUGAUAAAUAAUUUGUAAAUAUAUAUUUUAAUGUUGAGUAAAUAGAACCAUGGUCACCAAUAGUCACCAAUCUCUAAUUAUAGAGUAUGGUGUGCCUUACCCUGAUUGCCAAGAAUGCUAGACGGAGAUUAUGAGAGGUAUUCUAGGAGUCAGCAAGAAAAGUCACUGAAUGAUGAUGGUUUAUUGACUAAAAAAUGAUUAAUUAGAUGAGAUUUGAUAAGGGUACGGAUUUUCUAGUUGACUAUACUAUUAAAAGUUGUAGUUCAUUUGUUGAACCUUUCUCCAAACUUAGGAUGCAAUAAUACUAAAUUUUUUACUAGGGAGAUGGAAAGUUAUGGUUACACUAGCCUCUCUCAAGCUUUUGCUUGAUUUCCAUCUUAUGUUCAUAAACAUAUUUAUUUUAGUGAGUGAGGAAAACCCUAUAAACCAAGCUUCAAGCUUCCCAAUCAUUCUGCUCUUUUUGAAGUUCAAGCUCAUUUCUUCAGCAUUUUUGAAAACUCUAUUGGAGUAUGCACAUUGAAACUAUGGCAGACAAUUUGUAAAAAGCAAGCAAGCAAGUUUGUUGAAGACUUUGGUGAGGGAAUAGGGCACCAUGAGCACCUUAGAGAGCUAACUUGUGGAUUGUUUUACUCUCCUCUGAGCACUCUUGUUAGGCUUGGGGUUUAAUCUGAGUUGACGAAACUUUAUGUAAAUACAUUUUUUAAUUUAUUUAAUUGGUUAUUUUCUUCAUGAGAUUUUGAUUUUGGUGCAUAACCUUCUCCCCCCUUUUAAUCUUGGUUAUUAUGUUGCAACCAUCCUUUCAGCCCAUUUUUAUAAAAAAGUUAAACAUAUUUUUAAUUUUUUUAAAAUUAAGGGCAAAAUAUUGACAAAGAACUGAGUGGAUUGAAUGGCAAUCUUAAGAAUUUUUAUAUUUUUAGAGAAAAUUCUCUCGGUACAGAAUUUCUAAGAAAAUAGUUUAGUCCUAGCGUUGAGCGGUAUUUUUACAAAUAUUUAAAUAUGAAGGUGUAAAUGGAAAUAUACCUUAAUGAGAGUCUUCACCUUGUUCCAAUUCCUUAGAGAUGGUACUACCAGGUUUGUGAAGCCGCAGGACUCAGAGUUUGA
Molecule: messenger RNA, 1131 nt
Organism: Spirodela intermedia
Lineage: Eukaryota; Viridiplantae; Streptophyta; Magnoliopsida; Alismatales; Araceae
Source: the annotation of a GenBank genome assembly